Corticium candelabrum is the source of this 1981-nucleotide messenger RNA. RefSeq lists its product as uncharacterized. The coding region runs from base 219 to 1868 and encodes 549 amino acids. Gene Ontology annotation, molecular function: protein binding. The record is from RefSeq and is a predicted model, not a curated record. Lineage: Eukaryota; Metazoa; Porifera; Homoscleromorpha; Homosclerophorida; Plakinidae. The transcript is spliced from 8 exons. Gene Ontology annotation, biological process: cell-cell adhesion.
UCACGCUCUUUGUAAUUUGCACCUCAUCUGUAUUGCGUAUAGACAACAACUUAAGGUCGUUUAGCGUUAGAGAAACAUCUACUUACAAACGAGAACAGAGAAUUGUGUAAAGACUUAAGAAGAAACAGCUGUAACAAACGAAGGUGAGUGCGUAGAGUCUGUCAGUUUCUAGAGAAUGCGUAACUUUCCAUGGAACAAAUCUGCUCCUGUCGGAAAGGAUGCGACAACCAUUUUUAGUUACCGUACUGGUAACUUUACAAACGCUGUGUUUAGCAGCAAAUUCCACACCUCCUUCCCCUCCUCCAGGGGUAACAACAGCGAGAGUAGAGCCAGAAGAGUUACCUGCUGUGUUUGGCGGUCACAACGUUGUCGUGUUCAAGUGUUGGACAAAUAAACCAAUUGCACAAUCCUUUUGGACUUUUGAAGACAAACGUUUGAGCGAAAACGAUCCUAAGCGUCAUCAAUCGAUUACGAAAGUCAAUGGAACAACUGUCGCAACACUGAGCAUAAUAGAUCCAACUCCCCAAGAUAAAGGUCACUACAAGUGCCACAUUAGAGCGUGGGACGGGUCGAAUGCUACGAGCAACGAAGCAGUUCUAGUGAACGCAGCAAAGGGACUUGCUGAGAACACCACGAUCACUAUUGUUCGCGGAAAAACCCAAACAAUUUCUUGUCCUUCAUCUCACGAUGAAAGCAGUCGUGGUGAUUUUCUCUCUCAACUUUGGAUUCGAAUGGAUUCAGUGACUUUAUACAACGGCUCUAAGUACAUCAUAACGAAAAACAAACUCACCAUUCGGUUCGUCCAAGACACCGACAUGGGAGUGUAUGAAUGCAUCACUUAUACUACGUACGGUAAAAGUAGCGCCCGAGUGACAGUAAUUGUUGCAGGCCUCCCAGAUCCUCCUCUGUUUGAAAAGGCGUACGAGGGAUCAGUUGCUGUUUGUACUGACGUACCAAUUCGAUGGAAACUAAGAUUUGAUGGCAAUGCACAAAUAACGGAGAACGCUAUCACUUGUAUAGUAGACGAUCAGAUCAACAACAAAACAGAAGUGUUUCAAGAGACGUAUCCAUUCAAUGCAACAUUGGGUACCGUGUCUAAAAUGGAACCUCGACUAAGCUACUCUUGCAAAAUGACGUCGUGUAAUGCACUGGGGUGCAGCAACGCGUCAAAUCUUGUGAAUUUACAAUGUAUCAAUAAAGAAAAUGGCAUUUCUACGUCAAGACCCUAUUCUGCAAGCUCAGCUUCUAAAACCACGAAUACUCCAACGCCGGCGAAAGUGUCGGAAUCAAAAAAUAGCACCAAUGUAACUGCAACUCCAUCUUCAAGCAACAAAGUCAACCAAUCUUCGUUGUCUACAAGCGAGAUAAUAGUAAUAGUAGUAGUAGUAUCAGUGGUUGCAGUAGCAGGUGUCUGCGCGGUGUUCUUUUGUGUUCGGCGAAGUCACAACAUUGCCAACAACUGUAUCUGCAAGUUCCUAGAUUGUCGUGGCUGCAAAAAGAAAAAUAACUUACUUGAACCCACUGCAAGUACCGAGACUGCAGGUACCGAGACUGCAGGUACCGAGACUGCAAGUACCGAGACUGCAAACAAACAGUAUAAAUUAGAAAGCUUCGAACAACGAAUUCCGGAAGCAAUGACAAUCGCUUCAAGAUUAGAUCCAGAAUCUAGGAGAAAAACAACUAGGAAGUUAAAGCCGAUAUUUGAAGCUGCUGAAAUUGGAAAAUACGAUGAGGCCUCUUUCCGCUUAAAGCAGGCUCGUCAGUUCAUGCACACAGAAGUAACAGCAAACCCGAACAUUCCGUAUUUCAAAGAGAUUUUAGACAUCCUAACUGAGUUGUCGAAUUUAAUUCAAAAUACAAUUGUAUAAAGACGUCCGUGGAAAUGUAUGUUCGACUUUUUUUUUUUUUUUUUAAGUCGAGUGUGCAUUUUAUGACUGCUUUCAAUGUGUUAUAAGUAUAUUUUAUAAAUAUAGACACUACA